CUCAUUCCUCAUUCAUCGUAUUUGUUUUUGGACACUGUUUGUAAACAAAGUGAAAAUUGACUUGUUGUUGGUCCGGAAUAUUUUUGGACGUGGUAGAUUAAAAAAACACGUCGGGGUCGGAUUCGUCAACAAAAGUGAGCUCGUGAACGGUGCGUGUUUUAGCCAUGGUACAAGUGUGAAGUGCACUAAUUUUGUUGUCCUCGUUAAUUAUCAGUAAGUAUGAGAUAAGAUAAGCAUACCACCCUUAACCUCAUCAAUAGCACCACAACAUGUCCGAAGACAGCAGUGAGAGUGAUUACGAAGACGCUCGAGACGAUGCUCCAACCCCACCCCCAAUUAUUCCAGGAUCACGAGAAGAAGAACAAGAAGAAAUUCCGGCUGAAGAAUUAGAGAACAUUCCCCCCGAAAAUGUUCGCAUUAAUGAAGAACAAGAACAAGCCGUUGUUCCUCCUCCUCCUCCUGCCGCUGUUCCAGAACAACAAGGUGGACUUAACGCACAGGAAAUUGUUCAUCAAGUGAUGGAAAAUGUGUGGCCCCUGAUGGACAGAAUUCUUGCCGUGGGACACAUUUAUGGCGAACCGUUGCCCGAUGGUCUCGACGAGGACGACGACGACGACUACAUCGACGACGAUGGAAUGGACAACGUGGAAGACGGAUACUUCGACGAGGAAGAAAAUGGAGAUCAACAAGAACAGCAGGAUGAAAACAAUCCUCUUAUCGGAAAUGAGGAAAAUAUCGUGCCCCCGGCAGAUUUCGAUCUUCAGCUUCCCGGUCGUCAUUCGUAUCUUGGCGAAGGGAUGGAAGAACUUCAGGGGCGAGUCUUGUUCGAUGAUGGUGGCCCCACGCCGGAAAUCCCGUUGAUCGUAAUGGGAAUUCAACUCGUUCCCGGACAGACCCUCCCACUCACCAUUUUCCAUGCAGUUUUCCAAAAUGCCAUCAGAAGAUGUAUCGGGACCAACAAAGUGUUUGGAAUUGUACACAACGAGUUGGACACCUCGUCUGGAAGUGCCGUGUACAAUGGCGCGUUUGGAACAAUUGCUGAAAUCUACGAGUUCCAAGAAGAAAGUGACCCCCCGAACGGACAUCCAAUGGGUUUAUCCACUUUCGCCUUGAAGGCUAAAGGUCGUCAGCGAUUCAAUGUUAUAAGCUUUCGUCGACAAGCGGAUGGCAAUCUUAUGGGGAUGGUUCGAGUUCGCCCCGAGAUAAGGCUACCUCCCAUGGUACAAUCCGUCAUGUUGGGUCAAACUCAUCGCUACCGGUAUCCAAUAAAACGCCAAUACGAAGACGUCAGCAUGGACGAAAGUGGAGCAGAGAACAAUGAACCAACAACUAGAAAACUGGCUAAAUUGCUGUCCAUAUCGAGUAACUCUUCGUCAAAGGAAGAUGACGCUUUGGUUGAUGCUGACUUGGCGAAAAUGCGAGCGGAAAUUUUAGACAAGAGGAAAAUGACGAAAUUUUACUCGGCGUUUACCCCCUUCCCAUAUUUCGUGUAUGAGCAAUUUGAUGAAUCCGUUUUGGUGGAGAGGAUUCAUCGAAAAUUACGAAUUGACCUGAAAGGGCUCACAGAUUCGUCUCGUAUACCCAAAGAUGCUACAGAACUAUCAUUUUGGCUCGCACAAAACUUGACGAUGGACGAUCAUCAUCGCAUGAGGAUUUUAAAGAUGGAUAGUCCCGUCUCUAGACUGAGAUAUGAGCUAGAUUUACUCUCGAGAGCAUGCAAAGUCAUUACCUGUCGUAAAUGCCAGACCUCAAUUGCGGAAAGUACUGAAAUAUUCUCAAUGUCGGUGGAAGGACCGCAAGGAACGUACGUCAACCCGCAAGGAUUUGUCCACGAGACCCUGACAGUUCACAAAACUAAGAGGGAAGUGGUUUUGAGAGGGCGUAGUUCCACUGAAGCGAGCUGGUUUCCAGGAUACUCUUGGACGAUUGCUGAAUGCCGAAGAUGUCUCAACCAUCUCGGCUGGAAAUUCAAGGCGGUCGGCCGUCUCAAGCCACAACAAUUUUGGGGCUUAUCCCGGCGAUCAAUCAGUUUCAAAUACAACUUUCUAACAGAAGAAGAAACCGCCGCCGCGGCAGAAUUUAACACCAGGUCAAGAAAUCAGUCAACUUCUGAAGCAUCAAUGUCGUCUUAAAUUAUUUAGAAGCAGAUCUUAGAUUAGUCUUGCUGUUACACGACACAAUACAUAGUUGUGGAACCUACCUAGAAAAACUAGCCAAUAUUAAUUACCUACCUGUUUGUUAGAAUGAGAACAUGUCUUCUGCCUGUUAUACGGGAAAAUGAAAAGAAUGGACUGAUAUUUAACAAUUAUCGCAAUUAUAUUAUCGUAUAUACGAGAAUGAAACGUUGUUAUAAGUAUAAAUCAAAUCGCAUCAUCGAUAGAAUCGACAGUACUAUAGUUUAAUGCUUAUCAAUAUUUUCACCACCUUCUAAUUAAAUAAAUGAACUUGUAUUUUGGUGAGAACGAACGAACGUAUAAAUAUUUAUGAAAUAUUUUUGGAUGAAUAUUCUUAUUCAAUUUGAGUGCUAAAUAAUAUCAAGAUGCUAAACAAUUACUUUAGAAAAGAAUACUGGUGACAUGAUUAUAAUUACGAGCGUUAUAAUACAACCAAAAUUUCACCUUACCCAAAAAAUUAUGAAAUUGAUGUAUAAUUCUAAUCAAAAUCCAAAAAUAAAAUUGCAAGUUGUAGUCACAUA
Messenger RNA from Folsomia candida, 2695 nucleotides. RefSeq names its product protein cereblon (gene ohgt). The record is from RefSeq and is a predicted model, not a curated record. NCBI's taxonomy places the organism in Eukaryota, Metazoa, Arthropoda, Collembola, Entomobryomorpha, Isotomidae. The coding region runs from base 270 to 2132 and encodes 620 amino acids. The transcript has 7 exons.